Molecule: messenger RNA, 399 nt
Organism: Penicillium taxi
Lineage: Eukaryota; Fungi; Ascomycota; Eurotiomycetes; Eurotiales; Aspergillaceae
Gene: fkbp3
Product: peptidylprolyl isomerase family protein FPR2
Exons: 2
Coding region: 1-399 (132 amino acids)
Biological process (GO): protein peptidyl-prolyl isomerization
Molecular function (GO): peptidyl-prolyl cis-trans isomerase activity
Source: RefSeq, a predicted model, not a curated record
AUGCGUCUCGCCACCAUCCUCCUCUCCCUCACUUCCCUCGCCUUAGCUGCCGAGGUUGGCAUCGAGGUAACCCACAAAGUCGAAUGCACCCGUAAGACCCAAAACGGCGACGGUGUCAAGAUGCACUACCGCGGUGCACUAGAGACCAUCGAUGGCAAAGAAUUUGACUCGAGCUUCAAGCGCAAUGUGCCAUUGAACUUCAAGCUUGGAACCGGUCGUGUGAUCAAGGGAUGGGACCAGGGUCUUCUUGACAUGUGCGUUGGUGAGAAGCGCACACUUACUAUUCCCCCCGAACUCGGAUACGGCGAUCGCAAUAUGGGGCCUAUCCCUGCUGGCUCGACACUGGUCUUUGAGACUGAGCUUGUUGCUAUUGAUGGCGUUAAGAAUGAUGAGCUGUAA